Molecule: messenger RNA, 408 nt
Organism: Cucurbitaria berberidis CBS 394.84
Lineage: Eukaryota; Fungi; Ascomycota; Dothideomycetes; Pleosporales; Cucurbitariaceae
Exons: 1
Coding region: 54-299 (81 amino acids)
Source: RefSeq, a predicted model, not a curated record
UGCCAACACUCAUCUUUUUCACCGACUUGACUCCUCUUCUUUACAGCCGGAUCAUGGCAUACGUCGCCGAUCUGUUAGCUUGCUUGUCUGCCAUUGUAUUGCGCAUUCUUUGCCACCCUGGGGCUUGCUCAUUUACAACGCCUACUAAGGCAUCUAUUCGAAAGAGCAUCCUAGAAUCAAUCGCUAUUUCAUCACACACUUUGAGAAGCUCCAUGGGGCUUGCAAGCUUGAACUCGAGACCCCCAAACGCUCUCCACGAUGAUUACCAAGAAAACAUCGAGUUUGGUCCUUCAACGUAGACUAUGUUUUGUUUGAUAGCGCAAGUAUCACCGUAUCUACUGUAUCAAUAUGUCCCUGUCACUGUCUACUUCUCGUCACACUCCUUGAAUGAAUAGCACGAUCCCAUUC